CAUAGCAACAACCUUAUAAAGGGAAAGAUGCUCCCUCUCUCUGGCUUCAGUUCAAACAGCAAGUGAAGUCAACACCUCUGUCCUCUCAGACAACAUGCUAAGCCUGAUUAAACUGCCCAGAGUCUUCACCAUCAACCAAGUCCCAAAAGUGUUCCAUGAGGACAGCAUCAUCUCAGGCUAUCGACACCCUCGCAGCUCAGCUACUGACUGCAUCCUCAGCCUCUUCCAGCUGACCAAUGAAACGCUCAAUAUCUGGACACACUUCCUGCCCACAUGGUACUUCUUAUGGAAGCUGCUGACGGUGGUCCUGAUGCGGGACGUGUGGCACGACUCGUUCACAUGGCCCCUCCUGGUGUUCCUGAUGUCGUGCUGUGUGUACCCGCUGGCCUCUAGCUGUGCCCACACCUUUAGCACCAUGUCAACGCGAGCACGACACAUCUGCUUCUUCUUUGACUACGGAGCUCUGAGUCUCUACAGCCUGGGCUCUGCCAUAACAUAUUCUGCCUAUGUGAUUCCUGAUAAGUGGGUGAACAGUUUGUUCCACCAGUACUAUAUCCCCAUCGCUGUGGUAAACACUGUCAUCUGUACCGCCUUAGCCUGCUACUCCAGGCUUGGUUUACCAUAUAUCCAAUAUAACCAUGACAUCAUAAAAAGAUUCUCAGAGUGUAAGAGCCCAAAGUUUGGCAAAUUUCUCCGCAUUCUAGCUUUCGCAUUACCCUACCUGUUUGACAACAUUCCUCUCUUCUACAGGCUCUUCUUGUGUGUGGGUGAGGACUGCACUGACAACGAUACCAACGCUCUCCACCACACCCACAUCGCCCUGGCCUUCCUGACCGCAUUCCUCUUCGCCACACACCUACCAGAGCGCCUGGCCCCUGGCAGCUUCGACUACAUAGGUCACAGCCACCAACUGUUCCACGUGUUCGGCAUAAUCGGCACUCAUUUCCAGAUGGAGGCCAUUGAGCAGGACAUGGUGACGCGACGGCCGUGGCUCCUCACGUAUUCUCUGCCCAUCACCUUCACCAACACACUGGGGGCGGCACUGCUGAGUGUAACCCUCAGCCUUGGCAUCAUCUUCGUCUUUAGUCUGCCUCUGCUCUGGUCAGCCACCCGGGGAGAUCACACUGAGAAGACACAAUCACAUCCAAUAGCCAAGGGCUGCCAGUACCACUAGCACUAGCCAUUAGCCACAUGCUAAUGACAAUGUAUACGGGAUGUAGAAACUGGAUGGUUCAGUUGGUGGAGCAUUGUGCCUGUAAUGCCAGGAUUGUGGAUUCGAUUCACAGGGCCACCCACACGUAAGAUGUAUACAAGCAUGAAUGUAAGUCGCUUGAAUAAGAGUGUCUGCUAAAUGGCAUAUAUUUGUAUUAUAUUACUAUUAAUAAACUGGACACUAUGGUGAGGGUGGGCUUGGAGAAGAGGUGAACAAGUGAAGUGAACCACUAUGACUUCUUGGUGGGGGAUAGAGGUGAAGUCAUGACAAGAUACAAUGCUGAAGGGGCAAUGAACUGUUCUUCACAUUAUGUCAGCAUGGAUGAAUAAACUGGUAGCUGAACAAGAGCUCCAGAUAUACUGCAAUGAGCGACAGACAGUGGUACCUCUGGUAGUAUUACAUUGACUAUAGGACUAGUACACAGUACUAAACACAUAGGCCUUGCUUUUGUUCGCUCAUUUACCAAUGCUACUGAGGAGCAGGAAGAGACUGGAGCAGUGGGAAGUCACAAACAGUUUAUAACAAAUCAAUCCACUGAGGAGCAGGAAGAGACUGGAGCAGUGGGAAGUCAAACUGUAUAUGAAGAAUCAAUCUACUGAGGAGCAGGAAGAGACUGGAACAGUGGGAAGUCAAACUGUAUAUGCAGAAUCAAUCCACUGAAUGUUACUUGAAGAGGAAUUUUCAUAUUCCUUCAAUUUCAUUUUUCUUUCUUUUUAAACACAUCAUUUUUAUACUAAAUAUGUUGAUCACUUGAUUAUUUUUAUACACAAACAAUGGAUAUGUACCACAAACAUAUAUCAACAAUAUUAGGGCCACAGUCUGUAGUCUAAGGGCUGUUAAGUAGAGGGUUUUGGUUGUCUACUGUAAACUAAAAUCAGCACUGAAGGAUACAAUAACUUAUUAAUGAAGUGUACAGUAUGUAUGAUGGUCAGCUACUAAAGUGAAGGUGCCUUUCAGAGAUAAAAUUAUACAUGUCAGAUCGCUUUCUUGUACACUGUUAAGUACAGUAUUAUUUAAAGCAUCACCAAGAUUAUUGUUCUCCCUGUUAGAUAUUAAACAUUU
Messenger RNA from Salvelinus fontinalis (brook trout), 2275 nucleotides. Its product is annotated as membrane progestin receptor gamma-B-like. Bases 95 to 1174 code for a protein of 359 amino acids. Gene Ontology annotation, molecular function: signaling receptor activity. The record is from RefSeq and is a predicted model, not a curated record. NCBI's taxonomy places the organism in Eukaryota, Metazoa, Chordata, Actinopteri, Salmoniformes, Salmonidae. The transcript has 8 exons. Gene Ontology annotation, cellular component: membrane.